UAUCUAGACGAAAUAUUACUACAGUUGGGAAAGGCCUAGGUAGCUGGGGGAGCUUAGAAGAUAUACGCGCCGUAAUAUCAUUUGGGCUUACCAAGCAACUUAUUAGGCGAGAUUUUCUAUUAAAAAGUGUCGUGUCCAUCGGUGAACUUGAGCGAUCUGGUUUGAUCUAUCUUUCUAACACUAGUGAUGGAUGGUAUACUAUCGUUAUGCCCUUUAUGCUAUUGAAAGCACUCAAUAAAAGGCUCUCAUAUGAUGUAGAACGUAUAGAACCUGUAUUUGAGGAUAACCUUCUCUCUAUCCCAACACACGAAACUCCUUGGCAGUGGCAAGAUUUUGAAUGUUUCUAUGGGCAUUUCCAAAAGGCUCUUAUUGAUAGUUUCAUCUGCGUUCAAGAAUCAAAGAUUAUGAAUAUUGA
This is a messenger RNA of Acaulospora morrowiae, 415 nucleotides long. Lineage: Eukaryota; Fungi; Glomeromycota; Glomeromycetes; Diversisporales; Acaulosporaceae. The record is from the annotation of a GenBank genome assembly.